Molecule: messenger RNA, 878 nt
Organism: Scleropages formosus (Asian bonytongue)
Lineage: Eukaryota; Metazoa; Chordata; Actinopteri; Osteoglossiformes; Osteoglossidae
Gene: pgfb
Product: placental growth factor b
Exons: 7
Coding region: 75-593 (172 amino acids)
Biological process (GO): positive regulation of protein phosphorylation; positive regulation of endothelial cell proliferation; vascular endothelial growth factor signaling pathway
Cellular component (GO): membrane
Molecular function (GO): growth factor activity; chemoattractant activity; vascular endothelial growth factor receptor binding
Source: RefSeq, a predicted model, not a curated record
AGAGUUUUGUAGUUGCAUUCCGCUCUUGGGAGGGGGAUUUUACUCUCUUUUUGAAUGACACUGCUGGAGUUUGGAUGAGCGCUGCACGCGAAAUGAAUUUUUUUGCUUACAUCGUCCACAUCAGCGCGGUGCUGCAGCUCCACGGGUUACCUGCGCAGACUUUUCUAUCAUCCCGUGCCAAGAACAGCUCAUUUGAAGUGAUGCCCUUUCAAGAGGUGUGGGAGCGGAGCUUCUGCCGUACCAUUGAGAAGCUGGUGGAAGUGGUGCAGGAGUACCCUGGAGAGGUGGAGCACAUAUUCAGCCCAACUUGUGUGCCACUGGUGCGCUGUGCUGGCUGUUGUGGGGACGAGAACCUGGAGUGCUACCCCACGCACACCUCCAACGUCACCAUGCAGCUGCUGAAAAUCAAACCAGCGGAGGUACAUCAGGAAUAUGUUGACAUGGCUUUUAUGGAACAUAAAGCAUGUGAAUGCAGACCCAAGAAGGUCAUGCUGAAAAACGGAAGCAGACGAAGAGGGAAGGGAAGAGGGAGGAAGAGGAAGGAGAAGCAGAAAAUGAAAGGCUGUGACCAGUGUCAGCCCCCUCGCAGGUAACUGUAACCCACCCUGGCUGUGACCUCCUUCUGUAUUUAUUUGUCCUCUUCGCUCAGCAAUAACGGCAUUGGUGGACUUUUCAGCACUUUUCAGACACUGUGUCACUCGCUAUACCUGGGACUCGGUCUGUGGGUUGUCGUGGUGAUGGACAGCGCUUGCCCGAAGGGGGUUGGGGGGGCAUGGCUGUGUGGGAUCGGUGGAAGAGCGUUUUCGAUGGGGGUACGUGACAUUUUUUGUCACCAGACGCUCAAAAAGGAGGAGCAGAAUGAAGGAAGAAGCUCAAAA